CUUCAGUUGAAUAAACAAGCAAGAAAGAGAUCAGAGAGCCAAAGCAUAAAGAAUGUCCAACACCAAGCUUGUCGCUCUCACCAUCGUGUGUCUCUUCUUGGCUUCGAACUAUCAGUUAGUCUCACCGUUUCGAGUGGCCCGACUGCUCUAUUCCGUUCCUCCAGCGGACGACGGUCACAGCAAAGUCCCAGCAGUAGGAAGCAGACCGCGACAGGACGGUUCUCAUACAGGGAACACCUCGCCCUCUGGGUGGACAAUGCCACCGCCGCCAACAUCAACGACUAAGUUCGCGUACAAUUCCACGACUGCAAGCUGCCCAUCCUCGCAUGCGACUUCUACCGCGACGACUAUCACCAGGUCGAAAGUCAACAGCCCGCCUAGUGCCACAACAAGCUCAACUGCAACCGUAAACUGCCCGAGUGCUGGAUCCCCUUAGAAUAUACUGAUCCCUCGCCAUCUCCACGGCCGGCUUCGUCAUCUGUUAUCAAGCAAGGAAAGGACGUCGAAAAAGUAGUUAUUUGGUUUGGAUUUAUUAUCGAAUGUAUAUGGGGGAUCUCUCUCCUCCAACCUAAUAGUGCUUUCUUAAAUUUGUAUGCAUUCAUGUAUGUCAGCCUGGGAAUACGAUAUUAAUUCUACCCUCAAGUUAUUAAUUAUACUCGUAAAUAUGCACGUGC
This is a messenger RNA of Punica granatum (pomegranate), 674 nucleotides long. The record is from RefSeq and is a predicted model, not a curated record. NCBI's taxonomy places the organism in Eukaryota, Viridiplantae, Streptophyta, Magnoliopsida, Myrtales, Lythraceae.